Molecule: messenger RNA, 759 nt
Organism: Dentiscutata heterogama
Lineage: Eukaryota; Fungi; Glomeromycota; Glomeromycetes; Diversisporales; Gigasporaceae
Source: the annotation of a GenBank genome assembly
CAUCAGACCAUCUUAAGCGAUGCUUUGUUAAUCGAGAAGGCUAAAAUGCUAGCAAACGAACUUGGAGUCCCUGAGGAUAAGUUGCAGUUCUCUCCCGGGUGGCUUCAAAAAUUCAAGGAAAGAAACGGAAUCCGUCAACGAAAGCUUCAUGGAGAAGCAGAAUCUGUCGACUUGAACAUAAUUACCCGAUCCUUGCCAUUAUUGAAAGACCUGUGUGCUCGGUUGACCCUUCGCUGUGUUGAUGUUCACUUUCUUCCUGCAAACACAACCUCAAUGAUGCAACCAAUGGACGCAGGUAUCAUUAUGGCUUUUAAAAAAGCCUAUCGUCGUUAUCAACUUAGAACCAACGAUUCAAGCCUUAAUGAACUUAUUAGUGCACUUAAUAAUACGCACCAUCUUCCUAAUUCGAUGGAAGUUGAUGAAUUCCUUACAAUAAGUGAGGAGAAUUUUGUUUAUGAGGUUUCUCCGGAUGACCAGAUUAUUAAAGAGUUUGCAUAUACAUUUAAAAGAGAUGAGAGCAUCGAAACUAUAGAUGAUGAAGACAUUGAGGUCAUAGAUGAUGAAAAGGAUGAUAGCGUUGAAAUUGCAAUUAUUAGUAGUAGUUCUGUAUUAAGUAAUUUGGAAAGUGUUCGAACCUUUUUGCUUCAGCAAGAGGGCUCAAAUGAGCAAUUAAAGUUAGUUAAUUCUCUUGAAAAAUUUAUUAGAGUGAAAAUGCUCAAGUCUGCUCAACAGACUUGUAUAAAUGAUUACUUUAAAUAA